Apodemus sylvaticus (European woodmouse) is the source of this 1798-nucleotide messenger RNA. It is a transcript of the gene Best1, whose product is annotated as bestrophin 1. The transcript has 10 exons. Lineage: Eukaryota; Metazoa; Chordata; Mammalia; Rodentia; Muridae. The record is from RefSeq and is a predicted model, not a curated record. Gene Ontology annotation, molecular function: chloride channel activity. The coding region runs from base 2 to 1615 and encodes 537 amino acids.
AAUGGUUCUCUCCAGUGAUCAGCAGCUGUUGUUUGAGAAGCUGGCUCUGUACUGCGACAGCUACAUUCAGCUCAUCCCUAUAUCCUUCGUUCUGGGUUUCUAUGUUACAUUGGUGGUGAGCCGCUGGUGGAACCAGUACGAGAACUUGCCAUGGCCCGACCGCCUCAUGAUCCAGGUGUCUAGCUUCGUGGAGGGCAAGGACGAGCACGGCCGCUUGCUGCGGCGCACGCUCAUCCGCUACGCCAUCCUGGGCCAAGUGCUGAUCCUGCGCAGCAUCAGCACCUCAGUCUACAAGCGCUUUCCCAGUCUUCAUCACCUGGUGGUAGCAGGCUUUAUGACCCCUGGGGAACAUAAGCAGUUGCAGAAGUUGGGCCUACCACACAACACAUUCUGGGUGCCCUGGGUGUGGUUUGCCAACCUGUCAAUGAAGGCCUAUCUCGGAGGUCGAAUCCGGGACACUGUCCUGCUCCAGAGCCUGAUGAACGAGGUGUGUACCUUGCGGACUCAGUGUGGACAGCUGUAUGCCUACGACUGGAUCAGUAUCCCAUUGGUGUACACACAGGUGGUGACGGUGGCCGUGUACAGCUUUUUCCUGGCUUGCUUGAUUGGGAGGCAGUUUCUGAACCCAAACAAGGACUACCCAGGCCACGAGAUGGAUCUGGUUGUGCCUGUCUUUACAAUCCUGCAAUUCUUAUUCUACAUGGGCUGGCUGAAGGUGGCAGAACAGCUCAUCAACCCCUUUGGAGAGGAUGAUGAUGAUUUUGAGACCAACGGGAUCAUUGACAGAAACCUGCAGGUGUCCCUGUUGUCUGUGGACGGGAUGCACCAGAACUUGCCUCCCUUGGAGCGUGACAUGUACUGGAAUGAGGUAGCGCCUCAGCCACCCUACACAGCUGCUUCUGCCAAGUCUCGCCAACCUUCCUUCAUGGGCUCCACCUUCAACAUCAGCCUGAAGAAAGAAGACUUAGAGUUUUGGUCAAAUGAAGAGGAUGACACCGACGACAAGAGAGAGAACAGUUUUGGCAGUACCAUUGGAUGCUUCUUAGGACUGCAAUCCAAUGACUACCAUCCUCCCAGGACAGACUCAUACACCAAACUAUUGAGUUCUAAGAAGGGCCCCUCCCUUGAGGGCCAGUGUAAGGAUGCCAAACCGAAAGACCAGAAAGCUAAUGUCUGGAAAAUUAAGGGUCUGGACCUCUUCAGAGCUGUUCCAAGGCUUAAGAGGCCAAGCUACCAUCAUGACCCACAGACACCCAGCAGACACCCUCCCACGGUCUUCCCUCCUGAGCAGUCGGCACCCUCCAAUCCUUACUCAAACACAGGUAUAGACACUAAACACAAAAGCCUAACUAACAUCUCCAGCCCCACCAAGAACACCAUUGAAUUGUUCCUAGGUUCCACAGAAAGUCUACCAAGAAGGGACUACCAAGAAGUCUGUCACAUGAGAAAGAAAACUGUGGAGUUUAACUUGAACAUUCCAGAGAGCCCCACAGAACAUCUUCAACAAUGCCAUUUGGACCAGCCGCCAACCAACAUACACGCUAUACUGAAGGAGCAUGUAGGGCCCUAUCCCAACAGGGAAGAGGCUGACACCGGAACUGUCUUUUAUGAGUGACGCUUCACAGCCUGGUCAUCACCUGCAUGGAUGCCAGCAGGGCACUGACCCAGUCAGAGGCACACAGCAUCGACACCCAAGAGUAUGUUCCCACGACAAUCUGGCAAGUAACUCAGAACCAAGAUGGUUUAAGUCCUGUCUGAACACACCUGUAUUUUACUAUCUUUCCCAAACUAAGGAGUU